This is a messenger RNA of Venustampulla echinocandica, 2841 nucleotides long. RefSeq lists its product as uncharacterized. Gene Ontology annotation, cellular component: endoplasmic reticulum; membrane. NCBI's taxonomy places the organism in Eukaryota, Fungi, Ascomycota, Leotiomycetes, Helotiales, Pleuroascaceae. The transcript has 5 exons. The coding region runs from base 1 to 2841 and encodes 946 amino acids. The record is from RefSeq and is a predicted model, not a curated record. Gene Ontology annotation, molecular function: dolichyl-phosphate-mannose-protein mannosyltransferase activity. Gene Ontology annotation, biological process: protein O-linked glycosylation via mannose.
AUGGCCAAAUCUACGAAAUCUGGCAGCGCGAGGCCAUCGCGGAGCCCGCAGCCUGGGAAAAUCUCCCGUCAGAAACCACAGGAUUAUACUUCAGAAGGAGUGGCAGACCAUGACAUCUUCCUCCUCCCUGGGUCCGACUACCAGACCAUGCUUGGCCUCACGGUACUGGCAACGAUUGUCAGACUCUUCCGGAUAUACCAGCCAAGCAGUGUCGUCUUCGAUGAAGUACACUUCGGCGGAUUCGCAUCGAAAUACAUCAAGGGCAAAUUCUUCAUGGAUGUGCACCCUCCCCUCGCAAAGCUGCUUCUCACACUUGCCGGAUGGUUAGCUGGAUUUGAUGGAGAGUUUGAUUUCAAGGACAUUGGCAAGGACUAUCUCGAGCCUGGUGUGCCAUACGUGGCUAUGAGAAUGUUGCCAGCCAUUUGCGGUAUUCUUCUGGUCCCGGUUAUGUUCUUGACCUUGAAGGCAACCGGGUGCAGGACUGCGACGGCUGCUCUAGGCUCCUCUCUGAUCAUUUUCGAAAAUGGCCUUCUCACCCAAGCACGCCUGAUCCUGCUCGACUCUCCCCUUAUGAUCAUGACCGCCUUAACUGCAUUGGCAUUUGCCUCAUUCACGAAUCAGCAUGAGCAAGGCCCCUCGAAAGCUUUCCAGCCAUCAUGGUGGUUUUGGCUUGCGACGACCGGCCUUGGGCUAGGUGCGACGGUUAGCGUUAAGUGGGUUGGGCUUUUCACAAUUGCUUGGGUUGGAAGCUUGACUAUCGUGCAGUUAUGGGUCCUGCUUGGGGAUGUCAAGACUGUGACGCCGCGAAUUUUUGCCAAACACCUUGUUGCCAGGAUCUUCUGCCUCAUCGUCAUUCCCCUAGCGUUUUACAUGGCUAUGUUUGGAAUCCACUUCCUCAUUCUCCAGAACCCGGGCGAUGGUGAUGGAUUCAUGAGCUCCGAGUUUCAAGCCACCCUCAAUUCCAAGGGCAUGCAGGACGUUCCGGUUGAUGUUGUUUUUGGCAGCCGAGUUAGCAUUAGACAUCACAACACUCAAGGUGGAUACCUGCACUCACACAACCUUAUGUACCCGACUGGCAGCAAGCAGCAACAAAUUACCCUCUACCCGCAUAAGGAUGAGAACAAUGUUUUCUUGCUUGAAAAUCAAACGCAGCCGCUCGAUGUCACCGGACAGCCAAUUAACGGCUCGUUUGCUUGGGAUUCCAUUAACCCAGAGUAUAUCAAGGAUGGCGAUACUAUCAAGCUCUUCCACCUCCAAACCAGCCGCCGUUUACAUUCUCAUGAUGUCCGCCCACCUGUGACUGAGGCCGACUGGCAAAAUGAAGUCUCCGCUUAUGGAUAUGAGGGGUUUGAAGGCGAUGCCAAUGAUCUGUUCCGAGUCGAAAUUAUCAAGAAGAUGUCCGAUGGCGAGGAAGCUAAGAAGCGUCUUCGAACAAUUCAGACAAAAUUCAAGCUUGUUCAUGUUAUGACUGGCUGUGUCCUGUUCUCGCACAAAGUCAAGCUUCCUGAUUGGGCCUCCGAGCAACAGGAGGUUACUUGCGCGAAGGGAGGAACUCUCCCUAACAGUGUCUGGUACGUCGAGCAGAAUGAACACCCUCAACUUGGUGAGUCUGCCGAGAAGGUCAACUACAGAAACCCAGGGUUUUUCGGUAAAUUCUGGGAGCUACAGAAGGUUAUGUGGCAUACAAAUGCGGGGCUUGUCGAGUCUCAUGCUUGGGACUCUCGCCCACAGUCGUGGCCCCUCCUUAGACGUGGUAUCAACUUCUGGGGCAAGGACAACAGACAGAUAUACCUCAUUGGCAACCCCGUCGUUUGGUGGAGUUCGAGCUUGGCAAUUGUCGUCUAUGUCGCCUUCAAGGGCCUUGCAGUUCUGCGUUGGCAAAGAGGCUUUAAGGAUUAUGAGAAUCCCGUUUUUAAGCGCUUCGACUACGAAAUCGGUACUAUGGUCUUGGGGUGGGCAUUCCACUACUUUCCAUUCUACCUGAUGCAACGCCAACUCUUCCUACAUCACUACUUCCCAGCACUUUACUUCGCCGUAAUUGUUCUUUCCCAAACUUACGAUUACAUUACGGCCCGUAUCCCUGGCGUUGGGCUUCGCGAAAACCCCAUUAUAGGUCGUCUCGGUGCACUCAUCUUCUUGAUCCUGAGCGCGACCGUUUUCGUUCUGUACUCCCCGCUUGCCUAUGGCAAUCCAUGGACACAGGCUGCUUGCAAUAAAGUCAAGCUUUUUGACACCUGGGACUUCGAUUGCAACACUUUCUUGACUGAGUAUUCCCAAUAUUCUAGCCCAGUCCUCGCUGCGCACGACGAUGUUCACAAGACAGAGUCCCCUCUUAUCCCGUCUGAUGCUCCCCAGCCGCCACCAGCACCGGCCGGGGAACAGCAACCCCUCGUGCAAGACCCUCCAGUGUACAUGUCGGAGGCUCCUGAGCCUCUGGUCUCUGCGCCACCCAUAGCUGCUCCCGCAGGUCACAGCAUCGUCUCUCGUGAGGAGAAGGUUGAGUAUCGGGACCAAGACGGUAACCUCCUAUCCCCAGAGCAAGUCAAGGCGCUCGAGGGAAAGGUUAGCUUUAAGACACGCUACGAGACCCGAACUCGUAUGAUAGACCCUCAAGGAAACGAGAUCGACCCUGAUACUGGAGCGGGCGUCGCACCUCCUCACCCAGACGUGGAAGGUGUUGACUCAUCAACAGUGGGCAAACCCGAACCCGAUACCCAGGAUAAGCCGAUGGAGCAAAGAGAAGUCCAGGCGGAUGAGAGCAAGGAAGCGAAGGUGUUGAAGUCAGAUGGUGGUGCAGCAAAGCCUGCAAGUGAAGGCAACGAGGCGACAGGGGCUGCAUAA